GUUUUUCAACUUAAAUAAUAAUAAUUAUUUUUUCAAAUGAAAUAAAUCACGUCACCAAAACUUUAAGCGACAAGAAGAGGACAGAAAACAGAAUGAUGUAUAAACUAAUAUUUGCCAAAAAAUAAUCCAGUUUUUUUUGUAUAUAUUUAGUUCUUCGACAAACUCACUUAAUUGAGAAAUAGAGAUAGAGAUACAUCGUAUAGAUAAUUUAUUCAUACUAUUUAUACAGCGAACAAGGUGUGGUUUCUUUUUUUCACUCAAUCAACCUUUUGUUAAAUCAUGAUGGGCCUGAAGCACAUAAUAUUUGUGACAAUCGUAACUUGCUGUUAUUUGCAACAAUAUAAUUGCCAAAGUAAUUAUGCGUCACAAGCAAAUAAUAUCGAAUAUCAAGGCAAUGGUCUUCCAGAGCAAACAAUUCUCGAUGGAAAAGUUACAAAAUUAGAUGAUCUAAGUCCUGUAAUAUUUUUAAAUCGAACAAAGGCAGCUUUAAAUUGUGCAGCUGGAAGUAUGCAAGUUGAAUUGAAAUUUAAUGAUAAAUUUUAUGGUAUUGCAUACGCAGAUUUUGAUCGAAACUCAGCAUGUCGUGUGUCUGGUAGCGGUGAUAUUAGUUACAAAUUAGAAUUACCCUUAAAAGGAUGUGGUACAAGACAGGACCCUCAACGUGUUUUUACCAACAAUAUUGUUGUCCGAUUCCAUCCUGGAUUAGAAAUGGAUGGUGACGAAGUUAUAACAAUUGUUUGUAGAUAUCCACCACCAGUAGCACCAAUUCCAGCUCCAUUACCAAUUCGAGAAGAUUUAGUACCCGCACCAAUUUUAGAACCUCCAUUGAAUGGUUUACAAAUUUUACUCAUAAUAUGCGCCAUUUUGUUCUUAUCACUAGUCCUUCUAGGACUUGGUGUUUCAUAUUAUUGCUUAAGGCGAAGACAUUUGACAGUAGUUCGUCGACAUCCAUUCUCUGUUGGAAGUGGUUCCGAAAUUACCAAAUUAUCAGGCAGUUCAUUAGGAAAUAUUUCAAUGUUUGAAGGUUUGAAGAUCCCACGUGCUCAAUGUCCUGGAACUGCUACAGCCAGUAGUUCUGGCAGUGAAGGUCCCUUAAUAAGUGAUACAUUACCAUCUGAUUAUCCAUCAGAAUCACACAGUGAAAUUGAAGAUGUUGAUACGCGGUCUUUACCAGUCUCAUCAGCUGGUAGCUUUGAAAAUAAAGGAUACGUUCAAGAAACAAGCUCGUUUUAUAGUGACAGCUAUGGUCACACACAAGAAGUACAAAGUGCUUUGGCGACAGCAACAAUUGUGCCCCGAUUGCCAUUGGCUGUUAAAGAUCAACCUAAAUUCGAUAUUCAAGUACGUGUAAAACGUGCUCCGCCAUCACCUCCUUCAAUUGCCUCAACAUCAGAUACAGAGAGCUCCGUAGCUAGAACAGAACGUAACUUGACAACAAUAUUAGAGCAACGUGAAGAUACAAGUACUGUACGGACAGUUGACACACAAAAUAAGAGUACCCACUUCACAUAUGUCCCAGAAAUUCAUCCAGUACCCAAAUACAUUCAACAGCCUCCCGUAUAUUCAAGAAUUUUACGCCGUCAACAAGAACUUCAGGAAUCAUCCGAAUAUAGAGAAGCCCCACCUGUACCUGAAUGGGAUGAAAUUGAUCAACCACCACGCUUACAAUCGGCUCGAUCAAUGACUUCAUUAAACACCGAAAUGACUGACACACAUUCAAUGACUGAAAUUAUUGAUAGUAGUCAUAACAAAUUUGUAGCUCCAGCUCCCCCACCACCUCCUCCAAUUGUCCCAACCAAGCAUUAUGAAAGUACUAUCGAAAUGGAACGGCAUGAAAUCUUACAAGAACCACCAAUAACUGCAUAUCGUCAACCAGAAAUCACAUCACAUACUGUAGACGAUGUAUUUUUGAAAACAAUAACAGAGAAGAGGACAAUUGAGGAUAUUGAGAAACAUAAACGUUUGAUCACUGAGUAUUACACACGAGCUAAGCCACAAAUACAAGAGCCUGAACGUAAAUGGGAUGUUACCAUACGUAACAUACCCACUGAAGGUCAAGAUGCACCUGAUUGGGAAAAUUUCUCUGAUAUAUCAUCAGCAUCCAAUUUGACUUUAACUCCAAAACCAGAACGGGCACAAAUCAGUUUACCCCCACAAAGCUUUGUCACUGAUAAAGAUAUUCAUCUAUUUUCACCAGAACUAGUAGCGAGUACUCAAUCACCACCUACUGCUGAACGGAUAAUUCCAGAAACCUAUAUUUCAACUUUAGAAAUACCUAUUGUGAAUGAAGAAGUUCCAAACUGGAAUGUUCUAAUACGUGUAAUUAAACCAGAGGAUGAUCCACAAGAAGAAGCUUUGGUAAAUCAAUUAACAAUGGCAGAUAAGGUAAAAUGGCGUCAAAUUAUUACAACUGAAUCGACAUUACGAACAUUGUUAUCUGAAGCAGUUGUUCGUGAAGAUUUUGAACGUAUACGUUUCGAUCAACGUUACGAACGAUUAUUCGAACCACCAAAAUGGGAUGUAAUUAUACGAAUUUUAAGUCCUCCCGAACGACCGAAAAAUAGUAAUCGAUACCGAAAGAAAUCCGAUUGGGAUUCACGUAGCCGACGAAGCAGUCUACCUACAUUAUACGAAUAUGAUUCAGAUGGUGGAAGUUCCAUUCGUACGCUCACCAAUGAACCUCCAGUACACAGUGGUUACAUACCACGUACUCGAAGAAGUUCACGAUCAAGCUAUCGUAGCGAAGCUGAUUUACGAUCAAUGAGUGAAGUAAUGGUUGAUUUUGCAAGACCUGAACAUAUUGAUAAUCAAUCAGAAGCUUCGAGUUAUUAUCAUCCAUCAAGAUACUACGAAGAUUCUGAACCUGACAAUGAUUAUUUACGACGCUCCUCAAGUCAACCAUCCUUAGUACGCUCUUUGAGUCAACCAAGUUUGGCACGAUCAGCCAGUGAAUUUACAGAACGAUGGAUUGCCCCUGUACGUUAUGAUACCGCCAGCGAAUUCACAUCACCAGAAACUACACCGAAAUCGCAAAGAAGUACACGAAUGCAACAAGUAUUAUCAUCACGAUAUCCUUCUGGAGAUGAUCAAAUCCAUGCGAUGGAACGUAGUUGGCAGCAAGCUUCGUCAAGUAGACAAUUAUCAAGUCAACCUCGAGGUGGUGAUGUUUUAACAUCAUCACAAGUUGUCCGAGAAGAAUACAUCAAUGAAACAACAAGUUUCCAAUCAAAAUCGGGCGGUUGGUUUGGCGAUAAUAAUAGUGACACUCGUUUUAAAUAGUUUUAAUAUAGAUGUAAAGUUUUCAAAACAAGUUCCUAGGCGUAAGUAUGAAUCAAUAUUUUUUACUUAGGCGAGGUGAAUAAAUUCUACGUCACUAUUAUAGCAACAUAUAGAAAAAACUGCCAAAAACAUAAAAGAACUGCCAUUUUUUCCUUAGAUGAGAAACAUUUGUAUCAAAGCUGUUUAAGAAACUCCAAAAAGAACCUGCCAGCAGCGAUUUUGUAGCAUCUUGAUUUUGUCCUGAUUUUAAACGAAUAGGCCCGAUUCCAUUACCAUGGAAACUUCGAUACUAUAUUAUCUGUUUCUAUACCAUACCAUCAUUGUAGUAAACGCUAUACAUUUCUUAUAUAUAUCUCUCAUAAGUGCAACUCGUCUCAUUGCACCGUACUUUGGCAAUUUGUUUUAUAAAUCAAAAAACGUCAUAUCGCAGAGACCGGCUCAGCACAAAAUGAAUCUGGGAAUAGAGACUAAAUCUGUUAAAACUAAGAGAAAUUUUCGAAGAAAAGCAAAAAUUACAAGAGAGACAGCAAUCGUUCUUGUUUAUGAAGAACUUAUUCAAAGGAUAGUCGGUAUGUUAGAAAAAAGUACAGGUAGGUUAGAAAAGUUCAUCGAUUAAUAAAGUAGUCCAUGGUAAUGGAAUCAGUCCUCCAUCGAGAAGACGUCUAGGAAUUUAUUCAAAGAAAACCAACUACCAUCGAUUAAUAUAUUGAAAGUAAUUGUACUAUCAAUAUAAUUAAUUCCAAUAAAAAAUAUUUUGGA
Molecule: messenger RNA, 4038 nt
Organism: Chrysoperla carnea
Lineage: Eukaryota; Metazoa; Arthropoda; Insecta; Neuroptera; Chrysopidae
Gene: pot
Exons: 7
Coding region: 280-3279 (999 amino acids)
Source: RefSeq, a predicted model, not a curated record